Messenger RNA from Aspergillus wentii DTO 134E9, 1713 nucleotides. Its product is annotated as DUF4246 domain-containing protein. The transcript is spliced from 5 exons. Lineage: Eukaryota; Fungi; Ascomycota; Eurotiomycetes; Eurotiales; Aspergillaceae. The coding region runs from base 1 to 1713 and encodes 570 amino acids. The record is from RefSeq and is a predicted model, not a curated record.
AUGGCCACUCAACCCAGCCGCUUCGAUCUCCCCGGCCAUACCUUGCCGUUGAACUUCAAACCGGCAGGAGGGCUGUUUCCCAAUGCACUUGACUACAGCGAUGUUGAGAAUCGCACCGUCGAGGCCAUCUACACCCGUCCAGAGCUUGUGAUGAUGCAAAUCAUGGGCGCCAUUAUGGACAAGCCGAACUGGGAACAAAAGGUAUUCGACAAUACCAUCACAUCCAAAUGGCGCGAUGAGAUGGCCAACGGGAGCGAGGACGUCACUCCCAAGAUGAUCGACUGGAUCCUGCAGGAACUGAAAUGCAAAGCAGAGAUUCUGCAGAAAGAUGGCCUGGUCCGUGUGUUUGACCAUGGAAUUGUCACGUCGGAGGAAGCGAUUCCAUCUGAGUUGCAGCGCGACCUGAAGGAUGCCGUUCGUCCUCUGGAAGAUGUCCCAGAAACAGAAAAAGAUUACCAUCCCGGAUCGGACAACAAAGUUGUCGACUUGGUGCACCCCUCGCUGUUCCCAGUGAUUUAUGGAAAAAGCAGAAUUCUCACAGACAGAACGACGGAUCGUGACAGCUGCCUGGCUAGCAUCGCGCAGGGAGAGACUCUUGCAGUGCCCCCGGAAGACCAAACAAAUAUCCCCGAGUAUGGCCAGCAUCAAUUCGACUUUGAAAGGGAGGACUACCAGGCGAAACGGCCGUACAGCCGCAAGUUCCAGUGGCUGCCGUGUGAUGUUGCCUUUACAGACGACGAUGGCUGUCGCGUUACAUCGUAUAUCAACAACCUGCAUCCACGUCGCCACGAGAAGCUCUACACAGUCAUUGAAAAGGUUCUCGCCAGGACAAUUCCACUGUGGAACGAGACUCUCAGCCCCGUGAAAACGGAGACCCCCAGAAUUCCGUAUCCAGCGGUUGUAUAUGACCCAACCGAGCAGGAGCCCCAGCCAGCAAAUGAAGCCGAGGCGGAGAGCGACGCGUUCUGCGAGAGACUCGACGAAUGGGAGAAGAACCGCACCAUCUUGAUGCCGGAGCCAGGCGACUUUUCGGCAUCCAAGAUUCUUCCUGCCGAGCGUCUCAAUCUCCGCGAGAAGUUUGGCGAUAAGGGUUUGCAAGUGAUUGUCAAAUUGGCGACGAUUGAGUUGAGCCCUGAAAAGCCCGAGUACGGAGGCGGAUCGUGGCAUGUCGAAGGGCAGCUGAACGAGCACAUCUGCGCCACGGCCAUCUACUACUACGACAGCGAGAACAUCACCAACAACACCCUCGCCUUCCGCCACCGCGCCGACUCGCAGUAUGUCCAGCAGGUCGAUUACCCUCAGAACAGAAACGAGUAUCUCUACAAGGUGUUUGGUUUUCCGCCGGAGGUUGAGGUGUGGUACGAUACCCAGGUUACGCAGAAUCUGGGGCGUGUGUCGACCCAUCAGGGCCGUCUGCUCACCUUCCCCAACACCAUGCAGCACCAGGUGUCGCCCUUUUCCCUGGCAGACUCAUCGAAGCCAGGCCACCGCAAGAUCCUGGCAUUCUUCCUGGUGGAUCCGAAUCUGCGUGUCAUUUCCUCGGCCAACAUUCCUCCCCAGAGUGCGGAUUGGGCUGAGGGCAAUGGCGAUUCGCUGAUGACCCUCGACCAGGCCAAGGAACACCGACUGGAGUUGAUGGAGGAGCGAAAGACAGCAACAGUGCAGACAAAUGGAAUCUUUGAGACGGGUGAAUUUGGAUUGUGCGAGCAUUGA